AUGCCUUCUACUCUACCUCACAAAUAUCACGACGAAAUUGUCGAAAACGGAUACACCGUUAUCAAACAACUCCUUUCUCGGGAUGAGAUCGAGAAAUUCUUGAAAUUGUCUCGCGAGGAAAUCGGUAAGGCUAGAAAUGGUGACUGGCCAUUUGUCAGGUUUAACGGUAAGCAAUUUCCACCUUGGGAUAAGCCAGAAGAUGAGCCGGAUAUCUGGGGAGUCACCCAUUUGAUGCAUCCAAAGUGGGGCUCUGUUGGUAAGCAAUUCCAAGAAUUGUAUACGGAUGAGAAAGUUCUAAAUGUAGUUAAAGAUAUUCUUCAGACAGAAGAUCUCAAUAUGGAAUUGUUUAAUAUGCUUAUCAAUCCCACCAAGAAGGAUUUCGAUCUUCGUUGGCACAGAGACGAUGUGGAAAAUAGUGCCAGCGAUGAGAAGGAGAUGGAAAUACUGGAGAGAUGUGCAUUUUCCGGGGCUCAGUUUAAUCUUGCUUUGAAGGAUGAUGUUAACCUUAUAGUUGUUCCUAAGUCACACGCCAGACCAAGAACAGCUGAGGAGAGACAAAAAUUGAAAUUCGAGCCAAUCACUGGUCAAUUAGUGGUUCAUCUAGAGCCAGGAGAUUGUGCUUUUUACAAUCCUAACAUACUCCACAGGGCCACCUAUUCUACCAAGAGAGAAAGGGUCACCUUACAUGGCUCCUACGGUAAUUACAAAAAUGGAAAGAAUAGAGCAAGACUCGUUCUUCAGCACGGCGUUGCUGACUGGUUGGAUCAGUUUGAGCCUACUAACAAUGAGAUCAAUAUCAUGGCCGAUAGGUUAAAGCAAGUUUCUGAGCAAAUGAAGGGUAAGGAUCUUGGAUAUUCCUUGGAAGGUUAG
Messenger RNA from Brettanomyces nanus, 870 nucleotides. RefSeq lists its product as uncharacterized. Lineage: Eukaryota; Fungi; Ascomycota; Pichiomycetes; Pichiales; Pichiaceae. The transcript has a single exon. The coding region runs from base 1 to 870 and encodes 289 amino acids. The record is from RefSeq and is a predicted model, not a curated record.